Messenger RNA from Phascolarctos cinereus (koala), 3014 nucleotides. The record is from RefSeq and is a predicted model, not a curated record. NCBI's taxonomy places the organism in Eukaryota, Metazoa, Chordata, Mammalia, Diprotodontia, Phascolarctidae.
CUACUAUGGAGUAUGGUGGGGAGAAGACCGAGACACUGGGGAGCGGGUGACACUCAGGAGACUUGCAUGGUACAAGACACAGCAGGUUCUUAAUGUUUGUUGAACGGAAAGGAGAGGAGCGAAGGCUACAACAAUAUUGGGCUCAUACCAUGACGGUAACCAAGAGUUCAUCAUCAUUGUCAUCACACACCGAGUAUUUUCUGAACCUCUAAAUCUUGGGAGAAAGACGGAAGGCCAUCUCAAGUCUCCCUUCUCAGGUCUGACCUCCCCUCUGCUCCCCCUCCUCUUUUCCCCAAUGACGCCUCCUGAAUAAUGUCUCUUGCCAAUGUAUUGAUUGAUACUGGGCUAAAUAGGUGAGUAACAACCCCGAUAUGGGUUCUGGGGGGUGGGGUGGUGAGAGUAGGGACAUAGAUGGCCCUCAGCCUGCCUAUAUAUCCACCUAAGCAUCAUCUCUCUACCUUAGCCUAGCCCAGCCCCCAGAGUGGGCGGGUUCUCAACUCACCCAGCUUGCUGGCUCUUAGAUUUCUCCCAGAGUUCAAGGGUCCAUGAAGCGGAUUUAACAAGUGUGUGCCUGACAGCCAGGGCCCCACGCCCAGGCGAGAGGCAUGGGCUUUGAGGAGAUUCUGAAGGAGGUGGGUGGCUUUGGCCACUUCCAGAUUCGAAAUGUGAUGCUGUUGGCACUGCCCCGGAUCCUGCUGCCUCUGAACUUCCUCUUGUCGAUUUUCAUGGCUGCAGUGCCCACCCACCGUUGUACCCUGCCAGCCCAAGACCCUCUUAACAACCUCACCCAAGAGACAGCUUGGCUGGAAGCCUACUUGCCCCGGGAGCUUGAUGGUAGCCUCAGCUCCUGCUACCGAUAUCUCUACCCACUCUCACUCUCCAACACUAGCUGGGGGGAAGGGCAGGACCAACUUGUGCCAUGUCCUGAAGGCUGGGAAUAUGACCAAUCACAGUUCUACUCCACUAUUGCUACCCAGUGGGACCUAGUGUGCGAGCGAAAGGGACUGAAUCGUGCCGUAUCCACCUUCUUCUUCGCUGGUGUGCUUGUGGGAGCUGUGAUCUUUGGAUACUUGGCUGACAGGUUUGGGAGACGCCCACUGCUCUUGGUAGCCUAUGUGAGCACGCUAGCCCUGGGCCUGGUCUCUGCCAUUGCUGUCAGCUACAUCAUGUUUGUCAUCGCUCACUGCCUCACAGGUGUGGCCCUAGCAGGCUUCACUAUAAUUGUCUUGCCCCUAGAGUUAGAGUGGUUAGAUGUUGAACAUCGCACUGUGGCUGGUGUCCUCAGCAGCACCUUCUGGUCUGUGGGGGUGAUGCUGUUGGCUUUGGUUGGCUACCUGAUACGAGACUGGCGCUGGCUGCUGCUGGCUGUGACCCUGCCCUGCGCCCUGGGCAUCCUCAGCGUCUGGUGGGUGCCUGAGUCUGCCCGAUGGCUUAUGACCCAGGGUAGGAUAAAGGAAGCCCAACGUUAUCUCCUCCAAUGUGCAGCGUUCAAUGGCCGGCCCCAAGCUAGGGAAAAACUAAGCAUUGAGGCCCUGAGUCUGAUGGCUGAAAAGGAAAAGACGGUUAGAAGGCCUUCCUACCUGGACUUGUUCCGGACACCCCGGCUCCGGCACAUUUCCCUGUGUUGCAUGGUGGUGUGGUUUGGGGUGAACUUCUCAUACUAUGGCCUGAGCCUGGACCUGUCAGGGCUGGGGCUGGACCUGUACCAGACGCAGCUGCUGUUUGGGGCAGUGGAGGUGCCCUCCAAGAUGAUUGUCUACCUGUCAGUGCGCUACACAGGGCGCCGCUUCACUCAGGUGGGGACCCUGCUGGGCACUGCCCUCUGUGUGGGCACUAAUCUGCUACUGCCCUCCGAGUCGGUGACGUGGAGAUUAGUCCUGGGAGUGGCUGGAAAAGGCUUUUCAGAAGCAGCCUUCACAACUGCCUUCCUGUUCACAUCAGAGCUGUACCCCACUGUACUAAGACAGACAGGCUUAGGACUGACAUCUCUGGUGGGCCGGCUGGGGGGCUCCCUUGCACCACUGGCCAUGUUGCUGGAAGGGACAUGGCCCCCGCUGCCCAAGAUCACUUAUGGUGGGACUGCCCUUUUGGCUUCGGCCACUGCCCUCCUGCUGCCAGAAACUCGCAAUGCAGAGCUUCCUGAGACCAUUCAGGAUGUGGAGAAAAAGAGGACCUUGUCAGACCUCCAAGAGGAGGGGAUACCCAUGAAGGCACUGCAAGAUUAAGAUGGGAAGAAUCAUGGUAUUGGGCAAAGAGUAACAUGUGGGACCAAGAAUCCUGGCUCUGCUAACUGCUAUGAGGAAUGGCUUCCGUUUCCUCAUCCGCAACAUAAGAGGGAUUAGAUUAGCUCUCCAAGGUCCCUUCCAGCUCUGAAUCCUAUGAUACUAUAAAAAAGCAACAAUACCAUCUCUUUCCAGCAAGGAGUGAUGGACUGACAGACCCCACCCCCACUGCAGGAUGGGGCAGAUCUGCAGCCACAAUGCACCAGGCUAUCCUAACACCCUUAAAGAGUUGGGACCGAGUGGAUAGAGCACCGGCCCUGAAGUCAUGAGGACCUGAGUUCAAAUCCGGCCUCAGACCAAACACUUGACACUUACUAGCUGUGUGACCCUGGACAAGUCACUUAACCCCAAUUGCCUUAAAAAAAAAAGAGUUGGGACAGACUUUAGAGACAGCCUAGCCCUAGCCCCUUGACAUCCCCCAGAGCCUCUGCUUAAAUACCUCUAGUAAGGGGGCUGCCCACAGGUCAUCUCCCUGAUGCCUACUUGAGAUGUGUGGAUAAAAUAGCUCCCAUUCUCCAUUCUGGGGACAGGGUUACUGGGCAAGACGAGGGGGAAAGAAUGUUGGACCAGGAGUCAAAAAAACCUGGUUCUAGUCCCAGUUCUAUUAUGUAGUCUAGUGGACUUAUUUCCUCCCUUACUUGUAGAAGGGGAUAACACCACCUGCCCAGCCUACCUCACAGGGCUGUUGUGAGGAUCAGAAAAAAGAAUACAUAUCAAGUUCUUUGGAAAGUA